AUGAAGUUAUGGGAUAAAGUUUUCACGUGUUGCUUUCUGCUGGACCACGUCCUCUCCAGUCCGCUUCUCCUCCAGGGAAGCCCGCAGCCACAGCCUCCGUCCCCGGCAGGACCCCUCAGUUAUGGGUCUCUGGGGACGAUAGGGGAGAUGGACAGGAGGAAGAUGUUGGAGGACAUCCUGGAGCUCAUCACAAGCACCAUCAGCAGGCUGCGCAGGACAGUCGAGUUGGCCAACCAAGAUCCACCCUGGGAACAGGGAUCAGCCCAGCUGGACAGUCAAGAAGCACCCUGGGAGAGGAGUACGGUAGAGUUAGCCAAUCAGGACUCAACUUGGGAGAGGAGAUCAGCAGGGUUGGCCAAUCAGGACUCACCCUGGGAACGGAGGACACGCAGGAGGCCUCAGAGGCCAAAAGCUGGCCGAUCACAAGGACAAGGGUCGUCCAGAGAAGAGGGCACGUGGAUGAAGGCUGUGGCACCAGGCCAAGGGGGCGUUAAACGACGGAGGAAGGGGAAAGGGAAGGGGAAGAGCACACAAGGUCAAACGCAAGGUCACGUCCAAGGUCAGGGUCAAGGUCAAGGCUGCCGACUGCGGCAGAUCCAGCUGAACGUGUCGGACCUCGGCCUGGGCUACCAGACGCGCGAGGAGAUGAUCUUCCGCUACUGCAGCGGGCCCUGCACCAACGCGGAGACCAACUACGACAAAAUCCUCAACAACCUCUCGCAGAACAGGAAGCUGAGGUUGCUGAGAGACAGCCCGCCCCACGCCUGCUGUCGACCGAUCGCGUACGACGACGAUCUGUCGUUUUUGGACGAUAACUUGAUAUACCACACUAUGAGGAAGCACUCGGCCAGGAGGUGUGGUUGUGUUUGAUUAGCAAGUCCGCUUGCUAUACCACCACACCCUAGCUACCCUGUUGUGUGGUUGCAUUUGACUAGCAAGUGUAACGGAGGGCAACUAGCAGAGUGUGAU
Engraulis encrasicolus (European anchovy) is the source of this 969-nucleotide messenger RNA. It is a transcript of the gene gdnfb, whose product is annotated as glial cell derived neurotrophic factor b. The record is from RefSeq and is a predicted model, not a curated record. The transcript has 2 exons. Gene Ontology annotation, molecular function: receptor tyrosine kinase binding; glial cell-derived neurotrophic factor receptor binding; growth factor activity. Bases 1 to 870 code for a protein of 289 amino acids. Gene Ontology annotation, biological process: positive regulation of branching involved in ureteric bud morphogenesis; peripheral nervous system development; negative regulation of neuron apoptotic process. NCBI's taxonomy places the organism in Eukaryota, Metazoa, Chordata, Actinopteri, Clupeiformes, Engraulidae.